This is a messenger RNA of Toxotes jaculatrix (banded archerfish), 2707 nucleotides long. It is a transcript of the gene anapc4, whose product is annotated as anaphase promoting complex subunit 4. Gene Ontology annotation, cellular component: anaphase-promoting complex; nuclear periphery. Gene Ontology annotation, biological process: protein K11-linked ubiquitination; anaphase-promoting complex-dependent catabolic process; positive regulation of mitotic metaphase/anaphase transition. The transcript is spliced from 28 exons. The record is from RefSeq and is a predicted model, not a curated record. Bases 160 to 2577 code for a protein of 805 amino acids. Gene Ontology annotation, molecular function: protein binding. Lineage: Eukaryota; Metazoa; Chordata; Actinopteri; Toxotidae.
CUCCACAGUGAUUGGUCGACGGGAAAGUAUGGCGCUGUCCGCGUAAUUGUGAAAACAUGAUGAAGAAAAGCUUUGAUUAAGUGUGUGGCAGGACAAAGCAGAGUGUGUUAGACACUCUCACAUAUCACCACGAACUGUUCACAUUUACCAGCCCACACCAUGCCCGCCUUUCGUCAAGUGGGAGAAAAGCAACUUCCUAACCCUGUACUAUGUAUGGCAUGGUCUCCCAAACGGGAUCUGAUUGCUCUGGCCAACACAACUGGGGAGUUGCUACUGCAUCGCUUGGCGAGCUUCCAGCGUGUUUGGAGCUUACCACCCAGUGAGUAUACUGGGAAAGAGAUCACUGCACUUGCAUGGAGACCUGAUGGCAAAAUAUUGGCCUUCAGCCUUGGAGACACCAAGCAGGUGGUCCUGUGUGGUGUUGAGAAAGCAGAGAUCCUCCAUGUGUUUCCAAUGCAGAAACCUGUGACCUGCAUGCACUGGAUGGAGGUGACAGAGGAAAGCAGUGUCCUUAGCUCCUUUUACAAUUCAGAAGAUGAAUCUAAACUUUUUCUACCCAAAUUACCAACACUCCCCAAGAGCUACAGCACAACAUCAAAGAUCUUCAGCGAGGAAAAGUCUGAUGAGAUAAUGAAUCUCCUGGGAGAAGUCAGGCUGAACGUACUUGUUCUCGGGGGAGAUGAUGGCUUUGUGGAGCUCUAUGCCUACGGGAUGUACAAGAUUGCCACUUUAACAGGAGUGUCAGGAACGUGUCGCAGCCUGAGUCUGUCCAGUGAUCUCAAGUCUCUCUCCAUCAUCACAGAGGUCAGGUCUGUCGACAACAACCCGCAGAUCUGCUACAUUCAGCUGGACACUGGCUUGUUGUCCAACUGUCUGCCUGAAGUCACCAGGAUGGCGCGCAAGUUCACCCACAUCUCUACCCUGCUCCAGUACCUGCAUCUCUCACUUACAUGUAUGUGUGAAGCCUGGGAGGACAUCCUAAUGCAGAUGGAUCUUCGACUCACUAAGUUUGUUCAGGAAAAGAACACAAGCACUCAGGUUCAGGAUGAGUUUCUGGAGCUUUUGCUGUGGGGACAAUCAAGCCCAGAACUACAAGCUCUUCUCAUGAACCAGCUGACUGUCAAGGGCCUGAAGAAGCUCGGCCAGUCCAUUGAGUCCUCUUACUCCAGCAUCCAAAAGCUGGUGAUCAGCCACCUGCAGAGUGGCUCUGAGGCGCUGUUGUAUCACCUCAGUGAGGUGAAAGGCAUGUCCCUAUGGAAGCAGAAGUUCGAGCCCCUAGGUCUGGAUUCAGCAGCUAUAGAAGGUGCUAUCACAGCAGUGGGUUCCUUUUCUCUGAAAGCCAAUGAACUUCUGCAGGUGAUCGACAAGAGUAUGAAAAACUUCAAAGCCUUUUUUCGGUGGCUGUAUGUCGCUAUGCUAAGAAUGUGUGAGGAGCAUGUACCACCAGAGCUCAACAAGAUGACUCAGAAGGACAUAGCCUUUGUGGCUGACUUCUUGUCUGAGCAUUUCAGUGAGAAUGAAGAACUCUUUGAUCGCAAAGGAAAAUAUUUCAACGUGGAACGAGUUGGUCAGUACCUGAAGGAUGAAGAUGAGGACCUCGUGUCUCCUCCCAACACCAAGGGAAACCAGUGGCUGAAGUUUUUGCAGGAGAGUACGCACCUGAAGGAGAGCCCUCUGCUGUUCGCUUCAAAUCCACAAAAGUCUUUGCACUUUGUCAAGAGGAUGAUGGAAAAUGUGAUUGAGCAGUGUCUACAGAAACCUGCAGAGGUAAUUGGGAAAUCCAUAAAACAGGCUGACUUUUUGCCCCUGUACGCUGUGCCAGAGAGCUCUGAAAACACCCCGCGACUUUUUGAACUUCCAUCUUUGUGGAACGACAAGAAGUCCAAAAUGCAUUAUGCUGUGUUUUGCAUGCCAGAUAUUUCACCCCGCAAGCUCUACCUAUUACGGAAAGGGACAGAUCCAAACAGACAUAUUCCCAACAGUGUCAUGUCGAUUGACCUCAGCCACCAUCUUGACAACAGGGAUGAUGAUAAUGCCGCAGCCCAGUCCCAUUACGUUUACAACUGCCUAGAUGCUCGUUUCUAUGACGAUGAGAUGCUAACUGUGGUCUUGGAAGGAGCAGAAGAAGACAACAGUAGGCAUAUCCUGGCUCAAAUCCCUCUUGCUUCUACCCUGAGCUGUGAGACUGAAUUCAACUGGGAGCCAAACCUCAGGUUGGACCAGCAGAGCAGUGCCAUCCCGUGCCAGGUCCUGGUGUUGGGGAAUCAGUGGCGGGAACUGGAGAGCAUGAAGGCACAGUUUGUAGCUGUCAAUGGAAUCCGCAAAGUAGCCUGUGUGCUAAGUGCCAAUCUGAGGCACAUACGUGUAUUUGAGAUGGACGUAGAAGAUGAGGAUGAGGAGGGAGCUGACUCACAGAACGCCACUGCUGACCAGGAUGGCCUGGAAAGUAGCAUGACCAGCCAGGGACAGGGCGAGGAGAGCCUGGAGGCUGAAGGUAAAGCUGGAGAACAUGGAGAGGAUGGGUUUGAAAAAACCGAGGAGCAUCUGGAGUCAGAAGAAGCCCUGGAACUCUCUUAAGACUGAGACACUGAAGGAAGCUCCACAAACAAAGGACUUGGCUCCAUCUUUUGUUUUUCUUACGGAAGAUUUCUUUUUACAACACUCUGAAAAAUGUGUUUGUAUAUGAAAAUAAACUGGUUUAUGCUUA